GUAUGUCUGUCCAUACAUACGUACAUAUGCAUGCCUAUCAUUAAGUGCGCAACUUAUGUCCUAAAAGCUGUGGAGUAGAAUAACAAAUUAACACAGUAAAUAGGGGGGGGGGGGGUAAUUAAAAUAUUUCCCAAAUUAGUUAAAGCCCUGUACUCUCCUUUAUGAAGGAGGAUUAUUGUGGAAGCAUUGUUUAAUACAGGAUAUAAGGGAGAGCUGUGGAAGUUAGCGAGGCCACUUAGUAGGAACUUGCAACAUCUAAGUAGGGUUUAGCAUGCCUUCGUAUUGUUAAAAGGGAAUUGAUUGGGGCAACAAUGAGUAACAAAAAGUGACUGUGUUGUUAUGGUUUGCUUAUUGUAGGCAACAAUAAAAGCAUUCAUAUAUUUUAUUUAGGUCUGGAACUGGAGGUGGCCCUUCCAAAAAGGUGUACUACACCACAUUUGAAGAACAACUGAUGCCAUUCAUACACGGAGACAGUGUCAGUGCGGUCGCCGGCAUCUAUGAUUCCAACAGGAGUGUUGGCAAAGGUGCUUCUUUGACAAAUGGAAUAGUGGCAAAAAGUCUAGAGCUGGACUGCUGGAGGACUGGUAGGGGCCCAAGUCGUGGAAAAGCUGGCAAAGGACCAAGCCACCUUAGAGCAGGUACCAGAAAAAUAGGAACCUACACACAUCCAUAUCAACCAGGAGACAUUGUGCUCGUACGGAGACUCCAUCCAAAGAAAGGGGGAACCACCCCAUACGGAGAUCCCACGACUGUGAUAGCCAUCACCAGAACCACCGUCCUGACAUCUGACAGCAACCAAUGGAUACACGCAAUGUGCCUCAAGAGGGCUUCAGGGAAGGUUACUCCACAGGAUACCCCAUCCUUGGAUGACGGCGACUGCCCCUUGUGGCCCCACCUUGUCCUCGCCCCAGGAAACAGUGGUCACAUCUGUAAAAUCCUCGUUCUAGGAGGUUUUGUCUACUUUAUCAUUUUCCUCAGCACCAUGUGUGCAUAUCACCCUGAGGAGCUACCCUGGUCGUAUGGACAGUCUCCGCACCGCCCCAACGGGAACAUAACAGUACAUGGCACGGGUUGUUCUUAACACUAGUUACAUGUGUCUAAAGGAUGUCACUAAUGCAACUGAACUGAUUGAGACUUGCUUCGUAGCUGUCGCUACUCCCACUACUGUGCUUACUGACAUUUUUCAUGCUAAAAUAAUGACUCUGAAGUGCAAGAUUCUGAUACUGAAACACAUGUCCCCAUAUAUGCUUAUAUUGCAGACCAAUAUGCUACUAAACACAUACGAAA
Messenger RNA from Xenopus tropicalis (tropical clawed frog), 1287 nucleotides. RefSeq lists its product as uncharacterized. The record is from RefSeq and is a predicted model, not a curated record. The transcript has 3 exons. NCBI's taxonomy places the organism in Eukaryota, Metazoa, Chordata, Amphibia, Anura, Pipidae. Bases 452 to 1081 code for a protein of 209 amino acids.